CCUGCUGCGCCUCGUGUCGCCCGCGGUCCUCCGAGCUCCAAGCCUCCUGUUUACUUCUGCCGCCCGCCAGUCCGGCGGGGAAGGGGAGUACCCCGCCGCCCCUCGCUUUCGCUCCCGCAGUUUUCCAAACAAACCAGGGCGCGAUGGGAGUGUCUUCUUGGCUGUGGAAAUUGAUCCUCCUACCUUGUCCUGAAGCCACCCGCCGCCUUUCCCGGGCCCUCCCUUCGCGGUGAUUUUCCUACCCCGGACGCCCGGCGAGGGCGCGCGGCUGGCGUCCGCCCUGCCCGAAAGUACUUGCUAGUGAAGAAGCUGCACAGCUCUUUGGUCUUGGAUAACUUCUGGUAGAGAAGCCCCCCAAAUUUAGCAGACAGCCUCCUUUGGCAUCCUGGUCCCUGCUCACCACAUUCUUCACCUGCUGGAACCAAGGGCCUUUGGGAAACAGAUUCCUAAAAGGGCAGGUGGGCCAGCCAUGAGAGGGUACCUCCUGGUCAUAUCCGUGAGUGCUAUCUUCCUCUAUUACGUGCUGUACUGUAUAAUGUGGAGAACAAAUGUCUAUGGGGUACCGCCUGUGGAAAUGAAACGGAGAAAUAAGAUCCAGCCUUGUUUAUCAAAGCCAGCUUUUGCCUCUUUGCUGAGGUUUCAUCAGUUUCACCCUUUUCUGUGUGCAGAUGAUUUUGAAAAGAUUGCUUCCUUGUAUGGUAGCAAUAAGUUUGAUUUGCCCUAUGGGAUAAGAAGAUCAGCGGAAUAUUUUCGACAUGCUCUUUCAAAACUGCAGAGUUGUGAUCUCUUUGAUGAGUUUGACAACCUGCCAUGUAAGAAGUGUGUGGUGGUUGGUAAUGGAGGAAUUUUGAAGAAUAAGACAUUAGGAGAAAAAAUCGACUCCUAUGACAUAAUAAUAAGAAUGAAUAAUGGUCCUGUUUUAGGACAUGAAGAGGAAGUUGGAAGAAGGACAACCUUCCGACUUUUUUAUCCAGAAUCUGUUUUUUCAGAUCCCAUUCACAAUGAUCCUAAUACGACAGCAAUUCUUACUGUUUUUAAGCCACAUGAUUUAAGGUGGCUGUCGGAAUUAUUGAUGGGUGACAAAAUAAACACUAAUGGUUUUUGGAAGAAACCAGCCUUAAACCUGAUCUAUAAACCUUAUCAAAUCAGAAUAUUAGAUCCUUUCAUUAUUAGAAUGGCAGCUUAUGAACUGCUUCAUUUUCCAAAAGUGUUUCCCAAAAAUCAGAAACCCAAACACCCGACGACAGGAAUUAUUGCCAUCACACUGGCGUUUCACAUAUGUCACGAAGUUCACCUCGCUGGUUUUAAAUACAACUUUUCUGACCUCAAGAGUCCUUUGCACUACUAUGGGAAUGCCACCAUGUCUUUGAUGAAUAAGAAUGCAUACCACAAUGUGACUGCAGAACAGCUCUUUUUGAAGGACAUUAUAGAAAAAAACUUUGUAAUCAACUUGACUCAAGAUUGACCCUACAGACUCAAAUGAUGCUUACAGUAUUAGUUUUAUUUUUAUACUGCAACUUUCAGUUUAUUUUUAAAUAUGUUGGAUGCACUUGUCAAAUAAUUAUGUAUAUGAAGUCUGUUGCUGCCUGGUGAUUCAUAACCACCAGCUUAAUUUCUGUGAAUACUAUAUAUUUAACUUAUGAAAACCAAGAAAUGUUUAGUUAUUAGAGAAAUAAGUAAAGUUUUAAUUGCAUUGUUUUUAAAAUAAGCUAGUUUUCUAAGGUGUUUUUAACCAUCUUUUUAUAGUUAAUUCAUCUUAGACUUUUGAAGGUAUACGACUUCCUAAUAAGGGGAUUUAGUUUACCUUGAGAUUUUGACUAUAAAAUGACAUUUUGAGAAGUGUAUUUGGUUACUGUAAACCUGGCUGGUGGGCAAAGGCAUGAGAUUGUGCCUUGAUGUGGCAAACAGGAACCACUUAACUAUGGAAAUCUAAGUUUAUUCUGGUUUAAUUAAGCUUUGUUCCCCCUGCAAUUAGCUACACCGUAAUCAUGAUGAGUAAUUUGGUAGAAUGAAGAUGGCGUUUUUUGUUGUUAAGUUAAAGGAAACAGGCCAAACAUAAAAUUCUGGAUGAAUAAAUAACUAAAGAAUUACCAAA
This is a messenger RNA of Lemur catta (Ring-tailed lemur), 2095 nucleotides long. It is a transcript of the gene ST3GAL6, whose product is annotated as ST3 beta-galactoside alpha-2,3-sialyltransferase 6. Gene Ontology annotation, molecular function: beta-galactoside alpha-2,3-sialyltransferase activity. Bases 470 to 1465 code for a protein of 331 amino acids. Lineage: Eukaryota; Metazoa; Chordata; Mammalia; Primates; Lemuridae. Gene Ontology annotation, biological process: glycolipid biosynthetic process. The transcript has 11 exons. The record is from RefSeq and is a predicted model, not a curated record.